CUGAAGAAGCACAAUAACUGCACUUUUAUUACACCAGUUUUAUGCACUUUUAGGUCAUUAUCGCGCAAAUGUCUGGGGCGCAGUGUUUGGUUGCAUAGCAAGGGGUCAAGGAGUGGACGAUGUACAUAACUGUGUGUUGACUACAUAUUGUAGUAAAACCUACUUUAGAACUCCAAAACCCUUUCAUCAUCUUAAUUUAUGUUCCAGAUGAAACUUUGUGAGAAGCUGUGCUUUGUUGGAGCAAUGGCUUUUCUUCUUACUACAAUGUGUUUCGCCAUCAUCAGACCGGCGCUUGUGUUAUACAGCUUUUCUUUUCUUUUCAUUCUGCUAUACUUCCUGAGGGUUUACAACUACUGGUACCUUUCUUUUGAAUAUUGUGGGUGACAAAUUUAGGAGGAAUAAAUACUUAUUGUUCAUGUUGGACCCAUGCUACUUUACCAACUUUGCGUCGUUGAUCUUCAUCUGGUUAUUGCCGCAUUCACACGCCAUGCAGUUGUUCCACUUCGGUCUUGCCAAUUCGCUAGCCUUCGGUGGGGCGUUUUUGUUCCGUAACACCCUUGCUCUGCACGAUAUCCAAAGACUUACCUCGUGUUUUAUACACAUCUUGCCUGCUCUCUUCUCAUUCCUAAUUCGGUGGCAUCCUUCAAAAACAUCAGUUUGGUGGUAUACCAACUUAUAUGAUUCCCAUGCUUCUCUAGAAUUGUUGUCCUGGAAUAAAGAUAUUGACUGGUUCUGGCUUGUUUCAGCUCCUACUUUAUUCCAUUUCAUACGUGAGGUGCUAUAUUAUACUAUAAUAUAUGGAAUUGUGAAACCCAGUGAUGAAUAUUUAGAUAGUUUCCGAUAUUUACAUAAAAAGAAGAUUCUAUGGCGUUUCCUUUGGAAAUAUAUUGAUGAUCGAUGGCAUUUGAUUAGUUGGAUAGUUUGCAGUAUCUUACUGUCUACAAUUCUCUUAUUAGUUGCUGUCGUCGCAUGGUGCAAUUAUCUAUUUCAUGCAUCUAUGUUAAUUAUCCAAACAUUAACGUUAAUAUGGAAUGGUGCAUGUUUUUAUUUAGACUUUUUCCCUAUUGAAUAUACACGUAAUUUACGAAUAGAACCAGAGCAAGGCAUGAUUACUAUAACUAAAAAUGAAAAUCACAUUGAUAAGAAUAAUGAUAAAGAAAUAAUUGAUGAACGUAUAAUAAACGAUGAUGUUUACAACAACAUAGCUGCUAGUGUAUUUUCAUGUUAUCCAACACCAGAUGAAUCAAAUUCGAAAAUUUAUGAAGAUGGCCAUAUGACAGUUGAUGAACAAAAGGGAUUAAAAUAUGAAAGUAAUACUUCUCAUUAAAAGAUUACCAUGAUUUCUGUAUGAUAUAUAUAUAUAUAUAUAUAUA
Schistosoma rodhaini is the source of this 1373-nucleotide messenger RNA. The record is from the annotation of a GenBank genome assembly. Lineage: Eukaryota; Metazoa; Platyhelminthes; Trematoda; Strigeidida; Schistosomatidae.